Rhagoletis zephyria (snowberry fruit fly) is the source of this 735-nucleotide messenger RNA. The record is from RefSeq and is a predicted model, not a curated record. NCBI's taxonomy places the organism in Eukaryota, Metazoa, Arthropoda, Insecta, Diptera, Tephritidae.
AUGGGUCGACGUCCGGGAACUGCCAAAACUUGCUUAGUUUGCUCAGAUAAAGCGAAAGGAAUCAACUUUGGCUGCGCCAGCUGCAUGUCCUGCAAGGCAUUCUUUCGGCGCAAUGCACUUUCCAACAAGGAGCUAACAUGUCCCUUCAAUGACAACUGUUCCAUUGACAUCAUAACUCGUCGCUUCUGUACAAAGUGUCGCCUUCGCCGCUGUUUCGCCGUCGGGAUGCGAAAAGAGUGGAUUCUCUCUGAGGAAGAGCGCGAGAAGAUUAGAGAGAAGAUACGCCUAAACAAGAUCAAGCGACAGGAGGACCUAGAGAAGCAGUUGAAAGGGCAGCAAUGGGCAGCGGCUAUGGGCAUGAACGCACAACCAAAUAACUCUUUUGAGCCAUCCUCAUCUUCUUCAUUGCCACCAGACAGCACAACUCCCGAGUGCACUACCUCUUUUCCCAUCAAUGCUGCCACUUCCUCACCAGCAGACAUGGACAUUCUUGCCUCUAUAGUUCCCUCAAUCUUUACGCCCACACCCGCAAAUAGCUCCUUUCAGGAAGCUCAUUUGCAGCCGCCAUCAAACAGCAACAACAACAAUGGAGAUCAGAGAAUAGAGCAGUCUAUUACCUCCUCUGAUGAGCUACUGUUUGACAAUCUCAUUACCGAAGAGAUUCUAAUGCAGGAGUCAGAUUCGAACAACAACAACAACAACAACNAACAACAACAACAACAACAACAACACUGA